AGCCGGAGCCAAUCAGAGGACAGGAUUCCAGGCAUCUAGUGAAAAAGCGAUGCGUCCGUGUAACGGGACUCUCACAUCUGCGUUUACUGCCAUCAGACACAAAGCCCAUGCUCACGGAAUCGAGUGUGAUAUAAACUUUAAGAUGCAGUUCAUGCUGCUCUUCAGCAGGCAGGGAAAGCUGCGGCUCCAGAAAUGGUACGUGCCGCUGUCUGACACUCAGAAGAAGAAGAUCUCCCGGGAGGUCAUUCAGAUGGUGCUGGCGCGAAAACCCAAGAUGUGCAGUUUCCUGGAAUGGAGAGAUCUGAAAAUAGUCUAUAAAAGAUACGCCAGCCUGUACUUUUGCUGCGCUGUGGAGGACCAGGAAAAUGAGUUGAUAACCCUGGAAAUCAUCCACAGAUAUGUGGAGCUGCUGGACAAAUAUUUUGGCAGUGUGUGUGAACUGGACAUUAUCUUCAACUUCGAGAAAGCCUAUUACAUUCUGGAUGAGUUCAUACUGGGCGGCGAAGCCCAGGAGACGUCGAAGAAGAACGUUCUGAAGGCCAUAGAGCAGGCUGACAUGCUGCAAGAGGAAGCUGAGACACCUCGUAGCGUUCUGGAGGAGAUCGGACUGACAUAAAUGACGGGAGCACAUCCUCCCCAAACACUAACACGCAUCUCCUUUUUUUUUUUUUUUUUCUCUCAGUGGGCAUUUUCUCUACAUUUGCAUUUUUAGGUUCGCUUGCGGGCAAAACCAGUAAUCAGCACUUCCUGCGUAAACGGUUAGAUACCGACGCUUGCAUUUCUACUGCCAAACAUCUGAGGGAAUCAAGCACGUUUGAAUGCUCGUGCAACACUAUCUUAGUAGUUAUGCAAAUUUCCCAUAGCGCUCGGCUCGGAUUCAGGAUCAGAACACGUGUAGCAAAGUUUAGUGUCGGCAUCUGCACACAAUGUCUUAUCCGUAGAUUUUAAGCAUUACCUCUCACCUUCAGCUGCCUUAAAACGCUCAUUUCCGGCUCGCACCGUUGCCAGUAUCUUAUGCAACUCUCCGCAGAUCCGAAUCAACGGGCUGUCGCCGUUCAAGACAAAGCCUCGCUGAAGUGUUACGGACCAAACAAUCUUCUUCGGCUCCAAAGGUGGAGAUAGAUGUAAACUCUACAUUCAGAAUUGUAAUUAAGGCACAAGUAAAGAUGAACAAAGUCUUGACCAGAAACACUGUAAUGAUUUGUUCGUGUAGACACUAAAUUAGCAUAUCAGGCAUCUGCCAUUUAACAGCCAGCUGUUUUCUUUCCAAUGCCAAAGAUUCUCCUCCACCACCCUCAUGCCUUUUUCCUUUAAGUCAUCUUCAUAUGCUGUCAUCAUCGGAUUUUCUGACUUCCUCUUGAAAAUGUCUUUUGAAACUUCAUCAGAACUAAAGAAUAAAGUCAGAUACUGCA
This is a messenger RNA of Puntigrus tetrazona (Sumatra barb), 1412 nucleotides long. It is a transcript of the gene ap1s2, whose product is annotated as adaptor related protein complex 1 subunit sigma 2. Gene Ontology annotation, cellular component: intracellular membrane-bounded organelle; AP-1 adaptor complex; membrane coat. The coding region runs from base 50 to 616 and encodes 188 amino acids. Gene Ontology annotation, molecular function: clathrin-cargo adaptor activity. Lineage: Eukaryota; Metazoa; Chordata; Actinopteri; Cypriniformes; Cyprinidae. The record is from RefSeq and is a predicted model, not a curated record. Gene Ontology annotation, biological process: vesicle-mediated transport; intracellular protein transport. The transcript is spliced from 5 exons.